Messenger RNA from Magallana angulata, 1023 nucleotides. RefSeq lists its product as uncharacterized. The transcript is spliced from 7 exons. The record is from RefSeq and is a predicted model, not a curated record. Bases 110 to 985 code for a protein of 291 amino acids. NCBI's taxonomy places the organism in Eukaryota, Metazoa, Mollusca, Bivalvia, Ostreida, Ostreidae. Gene Ontology annotation, molecular function: metallopeptidase activity.
CCGUGUUAGGGUCUCAAUCAAUGAUAAGGCAGAGACGGAGAUUGUUAUAAAGUUAAAAGUCAAUGACUGUUAGUAGCUCUACCUUUGGACCGCUGCGGUUAAUAGGGCCAUGAACCUUUUUCUUUUUCUCGCUUCUGUAUCUGGUAUACUGUCUAUUCCAGUUUUUAACCCGAAUACGAAAAUCUCUCCGAAAAAACUGAAUGGCCUAUCUCUGAAAUAUCUUUAUGUGGGCGAAAGAGGAACGAUUCAGAGAAUAAAAACUUCCGGUUAUUGGUUAACAGUUGAAGCAACAGCCAAUGUAACCGAACGCGCCCACCUAAGAACAGCUCUAACUACUGCAAGAUUGACAAAGCAUAUGCCCUCCUCCAUAUUCCAUUCUUUGUGUGUGAACGCCAAAGUGGGAGUCUUCACUAAAGCAGAGGGUAUGACGUCAUUCUUAGAGUACGCUGCUCAACGUGACACUCCCCAGUGCCAUCAAACAUGUGCUGGGUCUUGUUCGCACACUUGUACAAGAGAUGGACGCAAAUUUUCUGAAUUAGUUGGCGGAAGUGGGCACGGCUUGGCCGCCGUAUUGGAUGCUAAUGUCAUGUGCUCCGUUGCGGAUCCAUAUCGUGGGCAAUCCAAUAUUCUAGUCCACGAAUUCGCCCAUACCGUUCACAGACGCGCAUUGCCAUACUCGAUAAAAAAUCAGAUUACAAGCGCUUUCCAAAGCGCAAGGCAGAAUUGUACAUGGGACAUAUAUUCCUAUGCAAUGAGUAACGAAAUGGAGUAUUUUGCCGAGGCUGUGUCAAGCUUCUUCAACGUGGAGAGAUUGCAAUCAGCAGCCGGUGGCAUGAACACAUGUGGUCAUGGAUUAUGCAAUAAUGAAAACGAAUCCAAGAAUAACAUAAAACAGAAAGAUCCCAAGUUAUACGACAUCAUAAACCACGUGUUUCUAAACAAUAAUGAAACAAAAAUGGCAAACCUUGGGAAUUGUGUCACGUGACCAAGGUCUUGUGAGCAAUAUAAAAGGCGAUGAGACAC